AUGUCACAAGAUAAUAAACAGACAGAGACUAAAACAGCAACAGACACUGAUACUGAUCAACAUCAUCAUCGGCAGACAGACAGUACUGAAACUAAAGUCACUAUUGAUAUGACGACCAGUAAAGAUGAAGAACUGCAGACACGAAUAAACACAGAGAGAGAACCACCAUAUACAAUUCUAACCAAUAGGGAGAAGUAUUUCAUAGCAUUGCUUAUAAGCUGUGCUCUGAUCUUCUCAACAUUAUCUGCAUCAAUCUAUUUCCCAGCAUUACCAAUCUUAGCCGAGUACUUCAAUGUUUCAGAUGGAAUUGUUAAUAUUUCAAUUGUCGCGUAUUUCAUAUUUCAAGGAAUAUCGCCAACAUUAUUAGCGUAUAUAAGUGAUACUUAUGGGAGACGACCCUGUAUAAUUGGUUGUUUACUAUGUUAUUCAGCCGUAUGUAUUGCCAUAUCUCGGAGUAAUGUCUAUUGGCUCUUAGCCUUCUUAAGAUGCUUACAAGCAGCUUCAAUCUCACCAAUUAUUGCUGUUGGAUCCGGGGUGGUGGCGGACCUUACCGUGAAGAGCAAUCGAGGUGGACUCAUCGCCGUUACUCAGGGGGUUAUCCUUGUAGGGCAAGGUUUCGGGGCUUUGAUUGGAUCUGGGCUUGUGGCGAGAUGGGGAUGGAGAGGGAUAUUUAUUGCAUUGGCUAUUGGUGGAUGUUUUAUGAUGCUUUUAGCGUUGAUUUUAUUACCGGAAACUAAUAGAAAGAUUGUCGGGAAUCUUUCAAUCCCACCAAAAUAUAUCUAUAAUCAAUCUCCAGUGAUUCAUUUCCCUUGUUGUAGCAGCAGAUUAACUAAUGAUGUAUCUACAUUAAUGGAAGGAAGACCAUCAAACAUCUUCAGUCCAUAUAAGAUAUUCGUCCAACCGGCUGUUUUCUUUACAUUACUUUCAGGUGGUAUCCAAUUUACCGCUUGGACAUUAUCACUCACAUCCUUAUCCACAUCCUUAGAAUCCAAAUAUGGUUUCAGCGUAAUACAUAUCGGUUUAUGUUACUUAUCCCCUGGGAUUGGUUCAUUAAUAGGUGCAGUGGGGACGGGUGCAUUGCUUGAUUUCAUAUAUAAACGAAAACGAUCCGCUUAUGAUCGAAAAUACGAAGGUGUACCGAAAGAACAAAGACCCGCAUUUGAUAUAUUCGCCACUAGGUUCCAAACUGCCACAUAUACCACCAGUCUAGUAACAGCUUCAUUAGUGGUGUUUGGAUGGUGUAUUCAAGAGAAAACUAAUCUUGCUCCAAUUUUAAUUGCUGCAUUUUUGAUUUCAUUGGGAGGUGUUAGUUUUAUGUCAUGUAUGACGACACUAUUAGUUGAUUUAUUCCCCGAUCAAGGGUCGGCUGCUACUAGUUGUCUUAAUUUGAUGAGAUGUUUAUUGGGUGCUGCAGGUGUGGGUGCAUUACAAGCUAUGGAAGAUGCCAUGGGUGAAGGAGGAACGUACACUUUGAUGGCUGGAUUGGUCAUAGUCACAUUCUUAUUGCUUGGAUAUAUGGCUAGAAGAGCUCAGAAGAAACGAGAAAAAGCACAGGUAGAAGCGCAAGCAAAAGUUGAAACCAAUGCAUGA
This is a messenger RNA of Hemisphaericaspora subhashii, 1590 nucleotides long. Its product is annotated as QDR1. The transcript has a single exon. Gene Ontology annotation, molecular function: transmembrane transporter activity. The coding region runs from base 1 to 1590 and encodes 529 amino acids. The record is from RefSeq and is a predicted model, not a curated record. NCBI's taxonomy places the organism in Eukaryota, Fungi, Ascomycota, Pichiomycetes, Serinales, Debaryomycetaceae. Gene Ontology annotation, biological process: transmembrane transport.